UUUUUUCUUUCUAAGGAACAAAACAAACUUGUUACAAAUUCCUUUCCCCUUUUUUCUACUAUAGCACUUUCUUGAACAUUCUUCUCUGUUAAUUUCAAAACCAGCCAACAAAACAACUCCCUUGGUUUCAAACCAAACACCAUCUAUAAAAAGCAUAUAGUCAGUCUAAAAUUAUUAUCAACAUCAGUGAAAGAUGGCAAAAACACACCAAGUUGGAGUAGCCAUGGACUUCUCUCCUACCAGCAAAUUAGCACUUAGAUGGGCCGUUGAUAAUCUGAUCAACAAAAAUGAUCAUAUCAUCAUGAUCAUCGUUCAACCUCCCUCGGCUGAUCACACCAGAAAAGAACUUUUUGAAAUUACUGGUUCACCUUUGGUGCCUCUAGAGGAAUUGAGGGAAAUAAACUUUACAAAGCAAUAUGGGAUUGCCAAGGAUGUUGAAGUCAUAGAUAUCCUUGAAACUGCCUCCAAGACCAAAGGGGCAAAGGUAGUUGCAAAGGUGUAUUGGGGAGAUCCAAGGGAGAAAUUAUGCAGUGCUGUGGAAGAUCUUCAUUUGGACUCAUUGGUUGUUGGAAGCAGGGGUUUAGGUACCAUUAAAAGUGUGCUGUUAGGAAGUGUUAGCAAGCAUGUGGUUACAAAUGCUUCUUGCCCUGUCACAGUGGUCAAGGGAACGCAACCUUCAAAGUCUAGGAAUUGAUACUAUUAAUAUUUACUUAUGGUUUAUAUUCAUAUGAUAAAAAUAAAUCACUUAAAGUAUUGUACCCUUUGAAUAGCUUUGGCUAGCUUGAAUACUUGUUUUUUUUGGCUUGUUUGUGUGUAAAUAAUAUAUGAAUUUGCGUAGUACUCCCUCCCUCCCAUAAUGAGUGACCUAUUUAGAAUAAAAUGAUGUCCCAAAAUGAAUGACCUAUUACAAUUUCCAAUAAACUUUUUUCAUUUCUACCCUCUAAUUAUUAAAAGUUUCAUCAUUCCCAAUACAUAAUAAGGGUACUAUAGUAAAAAUAUUAUUCUCUCUCUUACUUUUAACCACUUUUCUUAAUAUGUGUGAAAUGGUAGGCUGAGUCACUCAUUGUGGGACGGAGGGAGUA
This is a messenger RNA of Vicia villosa (hairy vetch), 1082 nucleotides long. RefSeq names its product universal stress protein PHOS32. Bases 194 to 694 code for a protein of 166 amino acids. The transcript has 4 exons. The record is from RefSeq and is a predicted model, not a curated record. NCBI's taxonomy places the organism in Eukaryota, Viridiplantae, Streptophyta, Magnoliopsida, Fabales, Fabaceae.